AUGGCUGCGGCGGCGGCGGCGGCGGCGGCUGCCCCUGGGGCUCAGCGUCUGGAACAAGUGGUCGAGCUGUUUCAAAACCAGCGGUAUAGAAAGUUCAAGGGUUGGAGCAGCAGAUACCUCUUGAAGUCAGACCCCGGUCGGUACAGCGAUCACACGGGGGGUGGUUGGCGCGAGAGGCUGGACUCGCGGCCGCCGGCGGGAUGCGUCUGGGGGGAAGGGGACACAGGGUGGGAGCUGGACAAGUCGUACACUCGCUGCGACGACGAGGGAUGGACUUACGCCUCCUCGUUCCGAGAUUUCACAUCUUCCAACCCGGCCCUCCCGGCCGCCGGGGAGCACGGGACGGGGGGAUGGGGGAGGGGGGGGGGGGGGGGUCUCCAGGAAGUUGCAAAAUUUGGAGACAAGCUGUGUUGUGGUGGAUGCAAAGGAGGCAGUGUUGGGUCUCGGGGAUCGAGGAGGCUGACGGGGCGGGGGUCGGUUGGGUUCGCUCUUGCGCCCCUGGAUGAGGUGGAGAGCAUGAGGGUGGAAGUGGUGAUCCACGGGGAGUCCUUCAUCGUUACCGCGGGACCCAACGACAGCGUGCGGUGGCUGCAGCAGGAGGCGUCUGCUCUCUUCUCGAAGGAACACAACUUCCGCACCCACGUCGUUCAGGUGGUGGAAACCUACCCUCGAGAUAUUUUCCAGGCGAAUGCCGAUGCCCUCGGAGGGGGCGACGAGGGGGGGGACGCUUCUCUCCAUCCCCUUAACCCGGAAAGCCUUGUCAGAAAAGCGAUAUCGACGAAGGACAGGACACUAUUUCACCCCGCGCCCAUGGAGGAUGGUGUCUCUGAAGUUGCGGACGCUAAGAUUUGGGCCAGGGUGCAGGCCACGGUCACGGUGCCCCCGGGACCCUUGGGCGUCGUCCUUGAUGGAGAGGUCGGCGAUCGGCCGGUUGUCCUCGAGAUACCGGGGCAAAGUGGCCCGGCACAAGUCUUCCAAACCGUCGACGGCAGCAGGGACAACCCCGCCGGUUCAACCAUGCCGGAGGGGUUCGCCACCACCCCAACCGGCACCAAUCCCGCCGCCACCACGACACCCUUCAAGGUCAAGCCGAAGGUGACCCGCAAAGACCGCGCCAAGCGGCUACUUCUCAACCUGGCCACUAAACACCACUUCCACACCAACGCCACCGCCACCGCCACCAGCAACACCAGUCCCGUAGAAAUUUCUUCCUCCGCGGCCGCAGCAGCAGCCGGGCGUUCCCCGGGAUCGAAGGCGUCUUCGCCGGGAGGGGGGGGGGGACACGAGGCGCUCCCGUCCCCGCUUGUGACGGCCACGGACGCGGCGACGGUGAGGCCGGGCAUGGUGCUGGCGGCGGUGGCGGCGCGAGGAGGGCAAGGGGUUUCAGAGGAGGCGGUGGACACGCUGGGGAUGGGGGUGAAGGAGGCCAUCGAGACCCUCGUCAGGUACCAGCACUUGCACCGCGCGAUCACGUUCAUCGACCCUCCGUCCGGCUGGUCCUCUGAGAAGGAUCUGGACAUGGCCGGGGGUGCAGUGGGUGCGGGCGUCACUUGUCCCUAUUCCGUCGGAGUGACGGUAGUAGAGGCGAGGGGCCUCAAGCGUUCCGACAUCUUCACGGCUGAUCCGUUCGCGUGGCUCAGACUCGGAGGCUCUUCCCACAAGACCAGCGUGUGCAGGAGCACCAGCCGGCCGCACUGGGGCGAGACGUUCAAGUUCGCGCUGCUGUCCCUGGAGCGAUCUCUGGUGGUGCAGGUGUGGGAUGCAGAUGAGCUCGGGGCGGAUGUACUCCUGGGAGAGACGAGCGUGAACCUGAGCAAGCUGCCCGUGAACAACCCCUUCCAGUUACCCGACGCCGCUGGGGGCGCCGUGGCGGAUGUCUGGUACAACCUACAGGUUGAAGGGGGCGGGAACGAAGCCGGCAGCAGCGUCGGCUCUCGUGGGGUCCGGCUGAAGAUCUCCAUCGACCAGCAGCUGCACGUUGCCAUCCACAAGAAAAAGGUGGACAGCGCUGCACGGCUCCUCCAAGGAGCAAUGCGCUCCUUCGUCUUCCGCCGGCAGACACUCACCAACCGGCAGAAGCAAGGCCGGGACGGGACGGGCGGCGCCCCGCCGCUGCCGCCGCGCAGCCGAACGGCAACAGACACGACGUCCGAAGCCUCCUCUUCCGCGCCCGCCGCCGACGCCGCCCUCGCCGCCUUCGCUGUUGCCGACUCGGAAGACGCGGCCGGGAGGGGGGUACGCGGAGGAGGGGGUAUGGGGUAUGGGGGGGGGCGGCAGCAGUCCUCCCGGAAGUCGGUUGCCGGGGCUGUCGGCGGGGGCUGGGAGGCGAGCGGUGCGCACGCGGCGAGCACGCUGGCGGACGUGUUCCCGGACGAGGUGGAAGACACCGGUGGCGGCGGCGGUGGCGGUGGUGCUUCUUUCGGGUCUAGCGGCGGAGGGGACCCUGCCACAAGGGGCGUCAGCGCCAUCGUGACCAAGUUCUUGGAGGGGCCGGCGCUGGAGAGAUUCGCCAGCGGCGGGGUGGGUGGUGUCGGCGGCGGCGGAGGAGGCUGCGGCGGCGGCGGCGGCGGCGGGAUCCUGAGGAAAAGCAGCGUCGGGACUUUGGGGGGCAGGCGCAGCACGCUCGCGAGCGGGCGAAGGAGUAGCGCCGCCAGCGUUAGGUUUGUGGACGGCGGGCGGAGGAGCACGGUCGGGGGGUGGGGGGAGGGGGACGAGGCGGCGAGGCCGGGGGCGUCGGUGUGCAAGGACUGCCUGAGCGAUGUCGGCAGCCUGCUGGCGGUGGCGAUGGCGCCGGCGGAGGCUGCGAGGACUACCAUGGAGUUCGCCCGUCUUGGGAUCGCCGCGUACAUCAGGCAUCCGUGGUUUGGGUUCCAGUCCUUGUCGGACAAGGCGGAAAACUGAGCCUUCUGGCCGGCGUGGAGUGUCAUACGGUGUUAUUUAAGGUCCUCGAGGAAGAGGUUCGGAUCAUAUUCACUCUGUACAUGAUACACAUAUUGGUGCCAUAUUUUUUCCUAACGGUGAUCCAUCUAAUCCCCCCCGCCCCCCCCCGACCCAAAACGUCACGACCCCCCUCUUAAAAAACGUCAGGACGCCACCCACCUUCGCUACCCCACGGUCCUGCCCGACUCCACCGCCGUCACCCCCCUAGCGGUAACCGCCUUCCCUGCCCCGCGCGGAGGUUUCGGCCCGCUAACCGUCGCGAGUUGCACCGCGUUCGACCCACUGCGUCGCUCCGACUGGGCCGAUCACGCCGCCCCUGUACUGGUGGCUCCCUCGGCUGAGAGGGCAGCGGAGGUCGAGUCCGCCGCGGGGGAAGUUUGGAGUACGAUUGUGAGGGAAGCGGCUGCGGCUAGCGGGGGGGCGGGAGCCAGGGGAGGCGUCGGGGGGAUGGUGGGGAUAGGCGGCGGGGCGGCGGGUGGGAGUGCGGCGGCGGCCGCGCUCGCGAGCAAGGCUAGCGUGACCGUGGUUCUCAAGGAUGGCGGGUGUAUCAGGUGUGUGUGUGUGUGUUUUUUUAUUAUUAGCAUCGACCGCGCUAACCGGCUGACCAAUGAAAAAACGUCAGUGCC
Ectocarpus siliculosus is the source of this 3566-nucleotide messenger RNA. The record is from the annotation of a GenBank genome assembly. NCBI's taxonomy places the organism in Eukaryota, Phaeophyceae, Ectocarpales, Ectocarpaceae.